Perca flavescens (yellow perch) is the source of this 3012-nucleotide messenger RNA. RefSeq names its product NLR family CARD domain-containing protein 3-like. Bases 1 to 3012 code for a protein of 1003 amino acids. NCBI's taxonomy places the organism in Eukaryota, Metazoa, Chordata, Actinopteri, Perciformes, Percidae. The transcript has 11 exons. Gene Ontology annotation, molecular function: protein binding. The record is from RefSeq and is a predicted model, not a curated record.
AUGGAUCAGUGUGAGGACAGAGAAACCACUCUGAGUGGGGAACAGGACCGCCAGACCAAAGCUCAGAGCCCAGAGCAGCAGCUCACAACUGACUCUGCUGGACUUGAACCUAAACCUGGACCUGGACCUGGACCUGAACCCAGCUGUGUGUCUAUUAAGAGUGACCAGUUCAUGGAGCUGCCGGGGACUUUUAAAGAUCAAGCUUCACCAACAGCAGAGAUCCAUCAGAGACCAGACCCUGCUGAACCUGGACCUGAACCAGAACCCAGCUGUGUGUCCAUGAAGAGUGACCUGUCUAAGAAUUGGCUUAUAACCUUCAAAGAUGGACGUCACUCUGUUGAUCAAAGAGUGGACCAGGAGAUUUCAGAGGUUCCCAGUGGUCAAUCUGCCCAGCUGCAUCAAACACACCUGGACUCCAUAUUUAUGCUGCUGGAGGGCGACAUUGUCACAUUUGUGAAGAACGAGCUGAAGAAGAUCCAGAAGGUUCUGAGACCAGAUUAUCCAGAAUGCUCAGCCAGUCAGAGGGAGAAUGAGGAGGUGUUGGAUGGUGAGGAUGAAGAUCAGAGGAGGAGCAGCAGAGAGUUUAAAGCCCCACCUGGAAGAGAUAAACCAAUCAGAACAGUAAUGACAAAGGGAGUGGCUGGCAUCGGGAAAACAGUCUUAACACAGAAGUUCACUCUGGACUGGGCUGAAGACAAAGCCAACCAGGACAUCCAGUUCACAUUUCCGUUCACUUUCAGAGAGCUGAAUGUGUUGAAAGAGAAAAGGUACAGCUUGGUGGAACUUGUUGAUUACUUCUUUAGUGAAACCAAAGAAGCAGGAAUCUGCAAGUUUGAAGAGUUUCCGGUUGUAUUCAUCUUUGACGGUCUGGAUGAGUGUCGACUUCCUCUGGACUUCCACAAUGCUGAGGUCCUGACUGAUGUUACAAAGUCCACCUCAGUGGAUGCGCUGCUGACAAACCUCAUUAGGGGGAAUCUGCUUCCCUGUGCUCGCCUCUGGAUAACCACACGACCUGCAGCAGCCAGUCAGAUCCCUCCUGAGUGUGUUGACAUGGUGACAGAGGUCAGAGGGUUCACUGACCAACAGAAGGAGGAGUACUUCAGGACGAGAUUCACAGAUGUGAAGCAGGCCAACAGAAUCAUCUCCCACAUCAUGACAUCACAAAGCCUCCACAUCAUGUGUCACAUCCCAGUCUUCUGCUGGAUCACUGCGACAGUUCUGGAGGACAUGUUGAAGACCAGAGAGGGAGGAGAGCUGCCCAAGACCCUGACUGACAUGUACAUUCACUUCCUGGUGGUUCAGUCCAAAGUGAAGAACAUCAAGUAUGAUGGAGGAGCUGAGACAGAUCCACACUGGAGUCCAGACACCAGGAAGAUGAUUGAGUCUCUGGGAAAACUGGCUUUUGAGCAGCUGCAGAAAGGCAACCUGAUCUUCUAUGAAUCAGACCUGACAGAGUGUGGCAUCGAUAUCAGAGCAGCCUCAGUGUACUCAGGAGUGUUCACACAGAUCUUUAAAGAGGAGAGACAACAGUAUCAGGACAAGGUGUUCUGCUUUGUCCAUCUGAGUGUUCAGGAGUUUCUGGCUGCUCUUCAUGUCCAUCUGACAUUCACCAACUCUGGAGUCAACCUGUUGUCAGAAGAACAAACGACCUCCGGGCUGCCAUGUCUUAGUUUGCUUUCCAAAGACAGACCCAAACUAAAACAUGUCCACCAGAGUGCUGUGGACAAGGCCUUACAGAGUCCAAAUGGACACCUAGACUUGUUCCUGCGCUUCCUCCUCGGUCUUUCACUCGAGACCAAUCAGACUCUCCUGCCUGGUCUGCUGACAAAGACAGGAAAUAGCUCACCGACCAAUCAGGAAACAGUCAAGUACAUCAAGAAGAAGAUCAAUGGGGAUCUCUCUGCAGAGAAAAGCAUCAAUCUGUUCCACUGUCUGAAUGAACUGAAUGAUCGUUCUCUAGUGAAGCAGAUCCAACAGCUGCCAGUGGUCAAAGCCUCCAAAAAAGCUGUGCUGAGUAGCUGUAACCUGUCAGAGAGAAGCUGUGAAGAUCUGUCCUCAGUUCUCAACUUAGAGUCCUCUAGUCUGAGAGAGCUGGACCUGAGUAACAACAACCUACAGGAUUCGGGAGGGACACUGCUGUUGGCUGGACUUCAGAGUCCACACUGUAAACUGGAGACUCUCAGUCUAUCAGGCUGUCUGAUCUCAGAGGAAGGCUGUUCCUAUCUGGUCUCAGCUUUGAGCUCAAACCCCACCCAUCUGAGAGAGCUGGAUCUGAGCUACAAUCAUCCAGGAGACUCAGGAUUAAAGCUGCUGUUGGCUGGACUUAAAGAUUCACACUGGAAACUGAAAACUCUCAGAGUUUUGCUGGUGCGAGGGGAAGCGGACAUACACAUUGCAGGAGCGGGCGGGAGUGAACUCACACUGGACACAAACACAGUGAACAGAAACCUCAAACUGUCUGACAACAACAGGAAGGUGACAUAUGUGGAGGAGGAUCAGCCAUAUCCUGAUCAUCCAGAGAGAUUUGACGACUGGUGUCCUCAGCUGCUGUGUAGAGAUGGUCUGACUGGUCGCUGUUACUGGGAGGUCGAGAGGAAACGAGAGGUUGAUAUAGCAGUGAGUUAUAUAGGAAUCAGCAGGAGAGGAAACAGUGAUGACUGUGUGUUUGGACGUAAUGAUCAGUCCUGGAGUCUGUUCUACUCUGAUGAUGGCUACUAUGUCAUUCACAAUAACAAAAAAACAGUCCUCCCUCUCUCCUCCUCCUCUGUCUCUGGUAGAGUAGCAGUGUAUGUGGACUAUCCUGCUGGUUCUCUGUCCUUCUACACAGUCUCCUCUGACACACUGAUCCACCUCCACACCUUCAACACCACAUUCACUCAGCCUCUUUAUCCCGGGUUUGGGUUUAGGUUACGGUCUGGGUUCUGGUCCAGGUCAUAUGGUUCCUCAGUGUCUCUGUGUCCUGUGGAGGAUGGAGAGUAUCCUCUUGUCAGAGAACCAGACAGUUCAGUCUGA